Epinephelus fuscoguttatus (brown-marbled grouper) is the source of this 2560-nucleotide messenger RNA. It is a transcript of the gene tmem64, whose product is annotated as transmembrane protein 64. The transcript is spliced from 3 exons. NCBI's taxonomy places the organism in Eukaryota, Metazoa, Chordata, Actinopteri, Perciformes, Serranidae. The record is from RefSeq and is a predicted model, not a curated record. Bases 825 to 1895 code for a protein of 356 amino acids.
UUCUGGGACACAAACAGUGGUCGGUAUGAAUAGCUUUAACAGCGUCAACAGCAGCAGUUUCCACUGUGGAGGGAAGGCGACGAGAGAAACAACAACCGCCUCCCAGCAGAGAUAGAGCAAACUGGUUUUUCGUAUCCGGCUCCUGCGUCCUGUCUCGCGGCUCUGUUGUCCGGAGGAAGCGCGUGAGGAGGCCAGCUACGGCGGGUAGUGUCUGAAAUGCAACGGUGGACUUUAUUCACGCAGCGAGCUAGUUAGCUAACGAGAGGAGUAAGUUAGCCUUGCAGUGAUUUAUGCUAGUGCGUUAACGUUAGCUGGACGGUGAUGUUAGCGGAGUCAUAAAAGUUGAUGCUGUGGUCGUCUCAGUCUGGAGAAGAGUUGGAUUGUCUCUGUAACGUUACUGACGACUGCCCCCUCCAUCCAUUGACUCCACACUGUCCUGAACUGAGGGGUGACAACUCUGAAUAUGGCGAGUGUUUCAGACAGAGACUAUAAAACUGGCACCUAUAAGUCAAUGGACUGGCACGUUGCCCAGCGAGUGUAUCCAAGAUAAAUAUUGUUAAAGUGGACAAUUCAUGUAAUGGCCAAGGAGAGUGACGGAUUUCAUCUGUGUGUCUCCCUGCACGGCUGCCCAGCAAUGGGUCACCACUGCUAAAGCCAUCUUCUUCAAAGUAUAUGGACACUUGCCUCUGUUGAAGCUCAACAAAUUGAUAUUGGUAGACAUGGACUUGUACUGGAUGUAAAGACUGUCUGGAUACUUCAACCGUCACAGCUGUCUCCAGGUCGGACAGAUCAUCUGAGCCUUGCUGCUGGUCACCAGAGCUUACAUGAGGACCAACAUGUCAAUGUCAGGGUCCACGACCGUGCAGCUUUUCACCAAGCUUCUCAAGCAUGCGGUGGGCAAGGCGCAGAUUCAGCUGAACCGCUGGCUGCAGAGGACUGCCACAGAGGAGUGUGACAAAAUUGACAUCCUCAUAUGCAGCGCCUUCGACGAGACAGGGGCCGUCAUAGGGAAGUCAGAUGGAGACCCCGAGGUCAUCAGUGACACAGGGGGGACGACCUUCAGCAACAGUGGAGAGUUCAGGCACCCAUGCUGUAUCACCACCUUUUGCUUCAAGAGUGCCCUGCUGGCUUGCAUCCUGACUGCUGUGUGCUUCUCCUCAGUUGCCCUGGUUCGCCAAUACCUCAAGGACCUCCUGCUCUGGGUAGAGAGCUUGGACAGCCUCGUUGGAGCCUUGCUGUUUAUAGUUGGUUUGAUUAUCGUGUCAUUCCCGUGUGGAUGGGGAUAUAUUGUUCUUAAUGUGGCAGCUGGCUACCUCUAUGGCUUUGUGCUGGGAAUGGGACUAGUUAUGGUGGGAGUUUUAAUAGGGACCUUUGUGGCACACUUGGUCUGCAAACGACUAUUAACUGACUGGGUGCUGAACAAGGUUGGGAACAGUGAACAGCUCAGCGCUGUCAUACGAGUGGUGGAGGGAGGAAGUGGACUCAAAGUUGUGGCCUUAGCGAGACUCACCCCCAUACCAUUUGGCCUCCAAAAUGCAGUUUUCUCGAUCACAGACGUGUCCUUGCCAAACUACCUGGUGGCCUCCUCUGUGGGUCUCUUGCCCACUCAACUUCUCAACUCCUACCUGGGCACCACGCUUCGCACCAUGGAGGACGUCAUCGCUGAGCAGAGUGUCAGCGGCUACUUUGUAUUCAGCCUCCAGAUCGUCAUCAGCAUCGGCCUGAUGUUCUACGUCGUGCACCGGGCGCAGGUAGAGCUCAAUGCAGCCAUCGCUGCCUGCCAGAUGGAGCUGAAGUCUUCGCACAUGAACGGCUCCUCCACCAAUCACAGUGGCUUCACCUACUGCAGCAAGAGAGCAACAGUCGGUGGUGGAAACUGCAUUAACGUUGUGUGACCGUGAAUCAACACACGGGGCAGCAGCUCGUACAACUAGUUCACCUAAUUGUAGGACUUCCGAGCUCAAGGGAACAAGCUGAGUUUGGACGGUGUCUGAAAUGUGUUGGUGGUGUGGUUUCUAAUUUUCAACUUCAUAUUCUGACCACCCUUGUGCGAAAACCCCGAAGGGGUACAUCUUUAGUUGGUACGGUGUUUUUGUGGGACCACGCACCUUUGAAGAAACAGUACUGAUGGAAAUUGCGGUACAUCAUCUUGGGAGGUUUUUUUUUUCUUUUGAUUAAGGUACUUAACAUUUUCUUAACUUAAUUUACUCUUUUACAGGAGAUGUCAAUGAAAUGAUGUUUAGAGAUAUCAGAGGUGGCUGAAUGAGUGAGUCAUUAAGAACAAUAGCUAGGCAUUAACUGCCUGUUAACACUAUGAAUGUGCAAUCUGGAGCUUUCUAGAGAACCAAGGAAUUGUUUUUCCAUUUCAGUGUCAAGAGAAUGCCAACCUAUGCACCUUUCUGUCAUAAUGCAUCUGUUUUUGUUUACGUUAAGCGAUUUAUGAUCUGUCUACAUCCAGUGCUAACUCACAGUACAAAUAAGGGCCUUAUUAAUAUUUUUUGAAAGAUUUGGCUUUUUAGUCCAGUUCAUUUUUUAAGUGUCUUAUUUUUGGACUAUAGAG